Messenger RNA from Arabidopsis thaliana (thale cress), 409 nucleotides. Its product is annotated as Bifunctional inhibitor/lipid-transfer protein/seed storage 2S albumin superfamily protein. The record is from RefSeq and is marked reviewed. The coding region runs from base 1 to 342 and encodes 113 amino acids. NCBI's taxonomy places the organism in Eukaryota, Viridiplantae, Streptophyta, Magnoliopsida, Brassicales, Brassicaceae. The transcript has 2 exons.
AUGAAAGAACAGAUAUUUUGUCAGUUUUUAGUCGUAAUGAUGUUGUUGUCAUCAUCUCAAAUUCAGGGGGAGAGAUGUAAUGAUUCAGGCAUCGAAGUUCUGAGGGGAUGUCCAGAUUCUAUCGACAAGGAGCUGCCAACUCCGCCAAGACCAUCCCAAGGUUGUUGCACUCUUGUCCGAAUCAUCGGGAUGGAAUGUGUAUGCGAAGUCAUCAAUAAGGAAAUCGAAGCCGCCAUUGAUAUGCAAAAGCUAGUCAAUGUCGCGGCUGCUUGUGGCCGUCCACUUGCUCCUGGCUCACAAUGCGGAAGUUACCUAGUUCCCGGUGGCAUGAUUAGACAUUGAGACAUCAUGACUAAGUUGUCUACAUGAAGUAAUUUGAAUUACGCCUAAAACAAAAAAAAAUUGAAGA